AUGGGUGGUGGGCAAGGCGCUAGCCCCCGUUGCCGACGGCGUGCUGGGGCUUGGGCAGCCACCAAGAACUUUGGUACCAACGUCGAGGCCCUCGGCACGGAAUUGUUGCUCGUGAAGGCCAUGCUUGAGCAAGCUGCCCACAAGGAACUCAGAGGCCCGGCAAUGGAGAUGCUGCUGCAGAAGCUGCAGGAAUCGGCGCAGAAUGCGGAAGACUUGCUGGACGAGCUGGACUAUUUCCGCAUCCAUGACCAGCUCCAUGGCACUUGCGAUGCUGCCCACAAGCACGGCAAGGGUUGCGUCCGCAACCUUGCCUUCAAUGCUCGCCACACUGCCAAAGUUGUUGGUAAACUGGUCAACGGUUGCGCUUGGCAGUGUGCUAAGCGCCGGCAGAGGUCACACAACAAUUCCUCCUCAACGCCCAACGCCAAUCAGGAUAUUAGUGGAUGCGUACCCAAGCUCAGUAAACUCCUCCCUUGCUCAUCCUCCCCGCAUCCACAUGUUGGUGAUGACGAUCGUGGCAAUGAGCUUGAGUUUAAUAGGGUUGAUUUCUCCCAAAGAAUGAAGGACAUUGUAGAUAAACUGCAGCCUAUGCGUAAUGAGGUUAACAAGAUUCUGCAAAGUUGUGGUGCUAGAAUUGUCUUAGACAUUGCGCAGCAUCGUCCCACCACCACACCUCAGAGUGCCGAGCCAAAACUGUACGGAAGGGACCGUGCCAUGACUAGCAUCAUACAUGAUAUCACCAAGGGUCAAUACUGUGACAAGGGUCUAACCGUGCUUCCGGUUGUUGGUCCAGGUGGAAUGGGGAAGACAACUUUGAUACAACACAUAUAUAACAACCAACAAGUGCACAAUCAUUUUCCGGUCAGGAUUUGGAUUUGUGUGUCAUUCAGUUUCAACCUGGAUAAGGUGCUAGAACAGAUUAAGAGAGAUACCCUUCCCGUUGAAGGUGAAAAUGGGUGUAGUACAACACAAGAGCUGAUUGAACACAGACUGAGACACAAAAGGUUCUUACUUGUAUUGGAUGAUAUAUGGCAGUUUACUGAUGUGGAUGACUGGAAAAAACUAUUGUUGAUACUUGGCAAGUCACAAGAAAAGGGUUCCAUGAUUCUAGUCACAACUCGGCAAAAGGAAAUAGCAGAUCAGGUUAAGAAAGCUGAAGAGCCAAAAGAACUGAAUGGUUUAGAACUCGGAGAGUUUAGGAAGUUAUUCCUUGUAUAUGUCUUUGAUGCUGAGCAAUAUCCAAGAGAUAAACUUCAUUUGCUUGGCACAGGAGAUGAGAUAAUCGGAAAGCUAAAGGGCUCCCCUCUUGCAGCAAAGACCGUUGGUAGAUUGCUGAGUAAAGACCUCAGUUUGCCUCAUUGGAGAAGGGUACUAAGAAGUAAAGAAUGGGCGAAGCAGACUGGUGACAAUGGAAUUAUGCCUGCCUUGAAGCUUAGCUAUGAUUUUCUCCCUUUCCAUCUGCAACAGUGUUUUUCCUAUUCAGCAUUGUUUCCUGAAGAUUACCGUUUCAGAAGUUAUGAGCUCAUCAGCUUGUGGAUUGGACUAGAUAUUUUGAUACUUGGUCAAAAUCAAACACUUGAAGACAUAGGUUUGAGAAAUUUAAAGGAGUUAGUCAUCCAUGGAUUUUUCAGAGAAGAGGAAAAUUAUGGUGGUAUGUAUUAUGUUAUGCAUGACCUACUGCAUGAAUUGGCAUUGAAGGUUGCAGCCCAUGAUUGUUUCAGUUUACGUCUCCCUAGUGUUGGAUCGGUAGAGAUUCAACCAACCACCCACCACUUGUCUAUAAGCACAGAGGACUUAGGUGAAUAUCAUGCAGUGUUUGGUGAAAAAUUAAAGAGUGACUUGGAAGAACUGAAGACAGGAUUUAAGGUUCGAGAUUUGCAAACAUUGAUGUUAUUUGGAAAAGUGGAUGAAGGUUUUGUCAAGAUAUUUGGUGAUUUCUUUGGGGAAGCGAACGCUCUUCGUGUUCUUCGUUUGCCCAGCCUGGUUUGUCCUGUGGAAUCCAUGUUACAUAACUUUUCAGGACUUGUCCACCUACGAUGCCUAUGGUUAGGGACAUGGAAUAGAGAUAUGCAUUUGCCACCUAACAUCUCUAAAUUUUACUCCCUCCGUUCCUAA
This is a messenger RNA of Triticum turgidum subsp. durum (durum wheat), 2115 nucleotides long. NCBI's taxonomy places the organism in Eukaryota, Viridiplantae, Streptophyta, Magnoliopsida, Poales, Poaceae. The record is from the annotation of a GenBank genome assembly.